Tribolium castaneum (red flour beetle) is the source of this 1172-nucleotide messenger RNA. Its product is annotated as phytanoyl-CoA dioxygenase, peroxisomal. Gene Ontology annotation, molecular function: phytanoyl-CoA dioxygenase activity. The transcript has 9 exons. Gene Ontology annotation, biological process: fatty acid alpha-oxidation. Bases 188 to 1084 code for a protein of 298 amino acids. Lineage: Eukaryota; Metazoa; Arthropoda; Insecta; Coleoptera; Tenebrionidae. The record is from RefSeq and is a predicted model, not a curated record.
ACUUAAUUUAUUUAAAAAUAUAGCAUUACCAACCUUCUAACUAGAUAAAUAGUGAAAUUUUAGUUAGAUCAUCUGUUGGGUAUGCAGAGGUCAAGACUUUUAUUAUUUACUGUACUUUGCGUGCUGUGAUAACGAGUGUAUUAUUCGGACAAGUUUCUUAAGAGAAUUGUCUGCGUUACCGAACAAAAUGGGAAGAUUUAGGUAUACUCAAGACGGUGGUGUUCUAACAUACGAACAACGCCAAUUUUAUGAAGAUAAUGGAUAUAUUGUGAUAAAGAACAAUGUUAGUCAUGCCUUAUUGGAUGAAAUUCAAGAUAGAUUCAUCAAAAUAUGCGACGGAGUGGCUGACCCUGGAUUUAUGACUGUUAUGAAAGACCCUUCUUUAAAACAUAAAGGUGUCAGAGGGCAAUAUUUAAUAAAUAAGAUCCAAGAUUUUCUUUACGAUGAAGUUCUUUUCAAAUAUUGUUCGGACAAACCAGUGGUUGAUGUCAUUGAGAGUAUAAUAGGCCCCAACAUUACGGGGGCUCAUUCCAUGCUAAUAAACAAGCCCCCUGAUGCUGAUCCUGGUGCGUCUUUGCAUCCUCUACAUCAAGACCUACAUUAUUUUCCCUUUAGACCUGCAGACCGAAUUGCAGCGUCAUGGACCGCAAUGGAGCGAGUCGAUGAAAAUAAUGGUUGUCUUUACGUAAUUCCCGGAAGUCACAAAUGGGAAUUGUACCCCCAUACUUACCCUCAAGGAUACAAAAAUCGACUGUAUCAUGGUGUUCAAGGCCUUGAUCAUUUACCAAAAGUGAACGUUGUGAUGGAAAAAGGCGAUACAGUCUUUUUCCACCCCAUUCUUUUGCACGGCUCGGGACCUAAUCGAACAAAAGGUUUUAGGAAAGCGAUUUCUUGUCACUACGCUGAUAGCAACUGUUACUUUAUCGAUGUUAGAGGCACACUUCAGGAACAUAUCGCUGAAGAGAUUGAAACUCUAGCUAAGAAAAAGGGGGCGCCUAUGAAAUUUGUCGAGAUUUGGAAGGCUAAGAGCCGCUUAGUUAGGGGAAUCCCUGGCAAUUUCCAAAACUUGGAGAGCCAUUUGUAAAAAAUAACGGGAAAGGGUUAAUAAUUUGUAAAAAUUGUAAAUUUUAUAUUUUUAAAUGUGAGAAUAAAGUGUCGACAUUUGACGAUGA